UUGUUUUUGUGUUCAUUGAGAUAUUGUUUAAAAUGUUACUUUUCAUUUACGCUGAGCACUGUAUAUGUUACAUUACAUGUCGACACUAUAUAUAAACUAAGUUCCAUCUUCAUUUAUUUAUGGUAUCUACAUAUACUUUAAAACAGUUAAGGAGGUGAAGAGAUUUUUGUUGUUGUUUGUUUCUUACUAAGCUAAGCUAAACUACAGCACUAGAGCAUGAUGGGCCAUCAACACCUGGGCAGGGGCUGCAGGAUUCAGCCUGAUUGGUUGUUUUAUCUGGGGGCUCUUGGGUGCUGAGAGCUGAUUGGCUGUUUGACCUGAGGUCUGUUUAAAGGAGCCUGUCUGCUGUGAAAGGUUACAGUUGUUUUUCAGUAUCAUCUGGAGAUCAUCUAUUGUUUGUGACCAGUCACUGCUUGUUUUGGAUAUUCAGCAUUUGAAAUGGCUUCCGAAGGAUCUUUCCACAGCAGGAUCUACUUCCUCUGCCCUCACUGCAAGAAGGCUCCACGCUCUCUUCCUGUGCACCUCAGGACGGCGUGCAUGCGCGACCGCGCAGAGGCAGAGGUACGGGCCACUGUGAUUGAAGCCAAGAAAGAGAUGUCUGAAUUUACCCACAGGGAACGUUUCUGGGAGUACCAGCGUAUUCAAGACAUUUUGGCAACUGCUGAUCCUCUUGCCAGGUUGUUAGACGAGAUGCAAAAGAAGGGCUUAGUGGUAACAAACAAACCUCCAGUCCUCCCUACACCCACACUGCCUGUGCCCUCUUUACCUUCAUCUGCUCCUCAAAGCCCUGGAGAAGGUGCGAACGAGCCACAUGUUGUGACGAACGUGACCGUUCAGGAAUGGGAGGGGAAAACCCACAUACCGAACGGAGCUUCAGUUGCAGUGAAGGAGGAUAAAACAGAAGUACUGCUGACUGAUGACCAGGAACAUGGUUUUGGUCUGUACUUCAACAAGGUACGGCCGGCGACGCUUCAAGGAAAUGAUGCGAAAGCAGAGGACAAAUUUUUUGCGUCGAGUAGUGGGAGGCCGAUAUAUAACCCCUGCAAUGAUUCGAACAGACUCUAUGCCAAACACAACCUUCCCAGUGUGACCACGAGAAGCAGAGAGAAAAGGAUGAAUGAACAGACUGCAUUUGACCAUCGCCAUUUUCUCUAAAAACUUCAUUUGAAGCCAAAUUGGUUUGACAACUCCACCCGGAGCAUGUGGUGACACAAGCAAAACUGGACAAGAGACUCUUUAUGUUCUAAAGACAUUGCUGUUUUUAUCAAUGUAGAAAGCCAUUUGCUUCAGAUUUUUAAAUGUCAAAUGCACCAAUAGGUCACAUUUCAUAAUUACAAUGAUGUUAUUAGGUAAAACCGAGCACAGGAAACCCAAUCAAACAAACUGAUGUACAUUACAGCUCAUACCUACACAUCAUUAGCCUUGAAAUGAACUGUCCACAGAUAUAUAAUGACUUGAGUGGAUUUUGUCAACUUAUAUUAGACAUAUAUUUAGAGGAUUUUUUUCAUUUAUUUAAGAAAUAUAAGUGUAUUAGUAACUGUAUUAAAAACUCACAAUUCA
This is a messenger RNA of Ctenopharyngodon idella (grass carp), 1560 nucleotides long. RefSeq lists its product as uncharacterized. NCBI's taxonomy places the organism in Eukaryota, Metazoa, Chordata, Actinopteri, Cypriniformes, Xenocyprididae. The coding region runs from base 439 to 1155 and encodes 238 amino acids. The transcript is spliced from 6 exons. The record is from RefSeq and is a predicted model, not a curated record.